This is a messenger RNA of Haliotis rubra (blacklip abalone), 459 nucleotides long. RefSeq lists its product as uncharacterized. Bases 1 to 459 code for a protein of 152 amino acids. The transcript has 6 exons. The record is from RefSeq and is a predicted model, not a curated record. NCBI's taxonomy places the organism in Eukaryota, Metazoa, Mollusca, Gastropoda, Lepetellida, Haliotidae.
AUGCUCAUUGCUGGGGCACUAAAGAGGGAGGUGGUCGUGCACAUGGAGGAUAGAACAAUUUCAGCACCACCGUGCACAUGUUUGGAAUACUUUGAAGGCGAGGAGGUGCAUGUGUACGUGGACAGAGGCGGAAGGGCCUACUAUCUGACGACAAAAACUGGUGAUGAAAAGACCCACAUCAUGAAGGAGGCGAACAGAUUUGAAACAGAAGAUCCUGACAGAAGAGUCAUACUUUAUAAAAGGCUUUUCGUAACAGCAACAGAACUGAAAGCUGUUAUGGCUAAUGAAUGGCUUGACGACCAUGUCAUCGACACCUGUCUUUGCAUCUUCAAAGACGAAAAUGACACCGAGACGGUGGUCUUGCUGGCAACCACGGGGAUUCUUCUCCAAGCUAAAACAGAUAUUGAAGAAAAUGACAUGCUUCCUGGGAAUAUGAUUGUUCCGAUAUGCACAGGGUAA